Molecule: messenger RNA, 1727 nt
Organism: Achroia grisella
Lineage: Eukaryota; Metazoa; Arthropoda; Insecta; Lepidoptera; Pyralidae
Product: proline-rich protein 2-like
Exons: 2
Coding region: 332-1672 (446 amino acids)
Source: RefSeq, a predicted model, not a curated record
GCCAUAUUUUAGUGGACUGUAACAGAGGCCAAUUAUUGCUCAAUGGAAGUGCUUUUAUAUUGAAAUAAAAUUAUCAUUUCUUAUUAUGUGGUGUACCUCUACUAAUAUUAGAAAAAUAUCUACUUAAUUAAAUUUAAGUAAAGUUCAUAUAAAAUGUAUAUUUUUUUAAUUAGCUCAUUUUAGUAUUUGUUGGACUUAAUGUAGCCCGAAAACCUGACGCGGAUUUGACAACAUUCUUUGUUGUUUAAUAUUUUAUUCAUUUAAAAAUUGUGUUAUUCGAAUUAAAACAGAAUAUUUUUAUCAAGAUAACUAAAAGUUAGAAUAUUUCGCAAUGUCUGUUGCUUUUGCUCCACGAGGCAGUCGACCUCCUUUGAGUCCUGCUCAAGUACAAAAGAUGUUGGAUGAAAAUGCACACCUCAUACAAACAAUUCAAGAGUAUCAAGCGAAGGGUCAAGUUAUGGAGUGCCAUCAGUACCAGCAAGUUUUGCACCGUAAUUUAGUUUACCUGGCUUCAAUUGCAGAUCCCAAUCAAAAUAUGCAAAAUGUAUUGCCGCCACCUCAUCAACUUGCUAGUGGUAAUCCACCACAAGGAACGCUGAACCCUCCAGCAAGUGGAGCAGAUGGAUCCAGUCAGCAGCCUUAUCGUCCACCUAGCGGAGUUUCUACCACGCCAACACGACCAACACAAUCAUAUGGCCAAAGACCUUACCCUCAAAAUCAAUACCAAGGUCAAUAUCAGGGUGCACCUGGUGUUUAUCCUCCACAAGGUGGUUAUGGUCCACCGGCACAAGGGUAUGGUCCUCCCAAUCCACCUCAACAACCUCAAGGUUAUCCCCCAAACUCUACUUAUGGCCCUCCAAUCACUACUGCACCUAGUAAUUAUCCUCCUUCAACUCAUCCAGGGUCAGGAUAUCCACCUUCUACAGUGCAACAGCCAUAUGCCCCACCACCUGGUAGUCCUGUAGCCGCUGGUUCACCUUAUCCUGUUCGUGUUGCUACUCAACCAGGAUAUACUGGCAAUUCUGCUUAUCCCCCUCCACAAUCUGGUUCCAAUUAUCCUAAUGUAGGAGUAAGUACAUACAAUUCAACAGUGUCACAACCGCAACCAUAUCAGUCUCAACCAUUUCCGAAUACUACACCUACGUCUGCAUAUAGUUCGACUCCAACCUCUCAACCAAAUCGAUCACCUCAACCUCCACCUAGUGGAUAUACAGCCCAAAAUCCCACGAGUUCAGGUUAUGGUUCCCCUUCAGCACAAUCGCCAACAUACAAUUCCAGUCCACAUGGCAAUAAUGCCCCACCAUCUACAGUAGCAUCAGGUACCUCGACUCCAGCAGGACCCACUGGACAACAGUACCCUCCUCCUGGCCAGCCUUCCCCAUAUCCACCAGCGUCACAACCCCCUUAUUCCAAUCCUUCAUCACAGCCUGGUAGCCCAGCACCGUCUGUGUCUACUGCACCACCUCCUCAGACGUCUUAUCCUCAAACUCCGCAAAAUUAUCCCCCAACUGGUGGAGCAUACCCACCACAUGCUUAUCAGCAGGGUUAUCCGCCUGCCCAAUAUCCUCCUUCACCUUAUCCUUACACGAGAGCUCCUGCACCAGGAGCUCCGCCACCAGGUGGGCCUCAACCUUACCCUGUAUAUGGUUUUCAACCACCGAAUCAGCAGUAACAGUAGAAAUGUAAUAAUUUUAGACGUUAAUUAUUCUCAGAUAUUAAACAAAGUU